ACCAAAAAAGAAUUCCAUCUCUAAUAGUUUUCCUGUGAGGAAAAAAGCUCGUAACGUUUCACCGUUCACGCGGAUCACCCUAUAGGUGGCAUGGGGUUUUAGUUCCGCCCGGUACCGCAGAUGGCGUUAGGUCGGCGCGCUAAAUAUACGGGCGCUUGCGUACCCCGCGCCAGUCGCGGAUCGGUCUUCGCGUCAGUGUGGCUGUAGGUUCGUAUUCCCCGCCGUCGCCGCUGCUAUUACCACGUCACGUCUCUCUGUUUUCGUUCUCGCGAGCGACCGGCGCGGCGGCAGGCGGUCAGGCAGGCAGACGGGCAGCCUGACGAGAACGCGAGAAACGCGAGAGGUCCGUGGAAACGCGGUACACCGCGGUGGUGCACCGGGCACCCACGGCGGAGUGACACCCGGGGCAAAUGGGCGUCCGCGGCCGUCGUCCGGGCUAACGUCCCACGGGAUACAUCGCGUUCGCGGGGAGUUAACGGUCGUUCCCCCGGCUCGUUUCGAGUGACAUUCGCGGCGCGCGGCGAUAAACAUCGAUCGAGCCAUCGUUCGCUCGCUCGCUCACCUCGUUCAUCCCACCAUCGCCACCAUCACCACCACCGCCACUACCAUCAGUCUCCCGCUUCGAUCGAGGAUCGCGCGGUCUCCCCCGCGCGCGCGAGAUGGAUCAUCGGACAGCGGAACAGCGGCGCGCGCGCGACUGUUGACGCCACGCCGACCGACCAACCGACCGCGCGCCGCGCGGCUCUCCGAGUCGGAUUAUUCUCCCCCUCGGCGUGCGCUCGGCGUUCGUCGCUCCCGUAGAGAAUGGACACUCGUCGUCGUAACGACGGCGUUGUCAGCGGCGCGGUGCGCGCAUCGAUCAACCCGUGAGGGAAGCGGGCGACCCUCGUCGCCGUAAACGAAGCGCGGACGAGACUAGAGGAGAGAGAGUUGAAUUCCCCGGCUCCGCAGUUCAGUUCCGCGUUCACGUUAUUAUCACGCGCUAACGGAUACGACGAGAGGUAACGUACGAGAGGAGGGGAAUGGAUUUUCGCCGCCGCUCUCGUCCCCGUGCAAUGGCAGACGCGGCCGCGGACCGGCCGCGACGGGCCACCCGUCUGAAGUGAGCGACGGAUCCCUGUCGCCGUCGCUCGCCACUGCUGCCACUGCCGCCGGUGAUCUAACGGCGACCCGUAUCGAUAUCCCCCCCGCGCGUGUGUGCGUGGCCGCGCGUCAAGACGCGGCGCCAAAGAGUGUGUCCGUGGUGCAUCGAAAUAAGAAGAAGAGGAAAACGUCUGUCCGUCCGUUCGUCCGUUCGUCCGUCGACGAGGAGGACAUCGGCCGUCGUCGUUGUCCGUUAACGAGAUCGUCGUCCGACGGCAGCCCGAUGACGCGCGAGUGUUGAUCGUCGGCACUCCGGGUGCCUUCUAUCUCGUUUCGGUUGUGCGUGCGUGCGUGCGUGCGUGCGUGCGAUCUCGGACAGCACGACGGGGAAGAAAAAGGGUACGACGCACGACGGGGGCAGCCCUCGGAUACAUUAAUGAAGAUGUGCCGCGGAUUGAUCGAUCGGUUGCUCCUGCUAGCGGCGUUCGGCAUCACAGUCCAAGGACAGCUGAAAAGUCCACGGAUAACCGAGCACCCGUCCGACAUAAUAGUCGCGAAAAAUGAGCCGGUGACGUUGAACUGCAAAGCGGAGGGUAAGCCCGAACCGGUGAUAGAGUGGUACAAGGACGGUGAGCUCGUGCAGACGUCGCCGGGGGACGCCAAGUCGCAUCGGGUCCUGCUGCCUACGGGAUCCCUGUUCUUUCUACGGGUGAUGCACGGCAAGAAGGAGCAGGACGGCGGUGUAUAUUGGUGCGUCGCGCGGAAUAAGGCUGGAUCCGUCCCGAGUAGGAACGCCACUCUCACAGUCGCAGUGCUGCGGGAUGAGUUUCGCGCGGAGCCACAGAACACGAGGGUCGCCGCCGGGGAGACGGCUUUGCUGGAGUGCGGACCGCCUCGCGGCCAUCCGGAGCCGACCCUCCAUUGGAAGAGGAACGGUCACAUAAUAGACCUGGAAGCGACAAAACGGAUAACCCUCGUGGACGGGGGCAACCUAAUGAUAUCCGACGUGAGGCCGGCCGACCAGGGCAAGUACCAGUGCAUCGCCGAAAACAUGGUCGGCACUAAGGAGUCCGCGAUAGCGACCCUCACGGUUCACGUGAAGCCGUUCUUCCUGGCCAUGCCGUCGAACCAGACGAUCCUCACGGAUCAGACGGCGGAAUUCGCCUGCAGGGUGGGCGGCGACCCGGAGCCGGAGAUCCUGUGGCGUCGAAACGACGGCAAGAUGCCGAUAGGCCGGGCGCACAUUCUGAACGACAAAAGUUUACACAUCGAGCGGGUGAACCCCCAGGACCAGGGGACCUACAUCUGCGACGCGGAGAACAGCGUCGGGGCGAUAUCAGCGAGCGCCACUCUUACCGUGCACUCGAGACCGGUAUUUACCAACUUCCCCAAGGACGAGACGGUAAACGCCAACACCGACGUCACCUUCUCGUGCGCGGCUCGCGGCGCCCCGAAACCGUCGAUAUUUUGGACCCGGGAGGGCUCUCAGGAGCUAAUGUUCCCCGGUCACACGUAUCAAAGCCACUACACUGUCACGGAAGAAGGAAGUCUAAGUAUCAAGGGCGCCGUCAGGAAGGACGAGGGCCACUACGUGUGUAGCGCCAUUAGUCAGGCCGGCGCCAGCACCGCGACCGUAUUUCUUCAGGUGACGUCUAUCGAAGAGACUCCGCCGCCCAUAAUCGAGCUGGGUCCGGCAAACCAGACUCUGCCGCUGAAGAGCGUCGCCUCGUUGCCGUGCCGCGCGGUCGGUACGCCCACGCCGCGGGUUCACUGGCACAAGGAAGGCGUGCUCGUGCGACCAGGCGGUCGCAUCACGAUGGCCAUCAACGGCACGCUGUUCAUCGACGACCUGCACGCCAACGAUUCCGGCCUGUACACCUGCAUCGCCUCCUCGGAGUCCGGCAACACCUCCUGGUCGGCGUACUUGACGGUCAGCACCGGCGCCAGCUUCCAUCGGACGCCCGACGUCUCGGCGCUGCCGCAGAACCCGAGUAAGCCGCGGAUAGUGAACGCUACCAGCAACUCCGUCACCCUGACGUGGAGCCCGGGCAACGAGGGUCAGAGCAAGAUUAUCGGCUAUAACAUCGAGUACUACAGCAGCAACCUGAACACCGGUUGGGUGGUGGCGGCCACGGGCAUUGUCGACGACAUCUACACGGUGACAGAUUUAAGGCCGGAGACCAAUUACGUUUUCCUAGUACGAGCGGAAAAUAGCCAGGGGCUCUCGCUGCCCGGACCACUGUCGGACCUCGUGCAAACUACUAACGUAAAUCAGCAUACGGUACCGCAAGUGGAACUGACUCGCGCCAGAGAUCGGCUGAACAGCGAGAUUUUACAUCUCAAAGAGGUGCAACCGUUGACCAGCACCAGCGUGAAGAUCAUGUGGGACAUUCUCGGCGCAGCAGAUUUAGUGGAGGGCCUUUAUAUACGGUAUCGCGAGGAUUCCGAGAAACCGGAAUAUCAAAUGGUUACGGUGCUCAACGCCGGCGCUACCAGUUACGUGCUUACCAAUUUGAAAAAGUAUACGCGCUACGAAUUCUUCCUAGUUCCUUUCUACAAGAUAAUUGAGGGUCGACCGAGCAACGUGAAGCUGGUCACCACAUUGGAGGACGUGCCUUCGGGCGCACCCGAGAACGUUCACGUGGGGAUGAUAAAUAUGACCUCGGCGUUCGUUCGGUGGUCACCGCCGCCGAAGAACACUCAGAACGGCCAAUUGAUCGGUUACAAGAUUCAGAUCAAGAGCAACAGCAGCAACAAGAUCUUAGGUCAGAUGUCCCUGAACGCGUCCACCACGUCGGUGAUCAUUAACAGCCUGACCACUGGCGGAUUAUACACAGCUCGCGUCGCUGGCCAAACCCGCGUCGGGCUGGGUCCCUUUUCCAGUCCGACUAUAUUGAAUAUGGAUCCAGGACAGCUGACGCAAUUACCGCCGCGUACUGAUCCUAGUCACGGAGGUGCAUCCGUCGUCAGGGAAACGUGGUUCCUCGUGUUGAUAAUAACGAUGAUAUUCACCGUUAUUGCCGCGUUGCUGGCCGCCCUGUAUGUGAGACGCAGGCAAGCGAUGAGCAAGCAACUGGGUCAUUUAAAUGUACCCGUGGGUACCGCAAACGAUAUCUGUCAAUUGAAUAAGGACACGCUCUGGCUGGAACGAGGUUGGCGGCCGACAAAUACUCUCCAGGCUGCCAACGAUAAGGACUGCGAAACCAAGUUACUCAACAAUCAGCACAUGCUGGCAGCCGGUAUAAUGGGCAUGGCCGGUUCGGAAUACGCCGAAGUAAAUCUGACAACGUUCUACAACACGCGUAAACAGAUGCAGGCGCCGCCGCCGGAGCCAUAUGCGACCACGACCCUCUGCGUGGGCAGCCGUAACUCAGACUCGAUCGAGACCAGCUGCCAGAAGUCAAACUCCAGCGACUCGUGUCUGAAACCGGAUUACUCGAGCUUGGACUCGAAUCAGGAGCCCAACAAGUCUACGGUGUCGCCAAGCAGCGACAACAUGAGCGGCGGCGGCGACGCCGCCUACGCGGACGAGAAUCUGGACAUGCAAAGGAGACAGUACAGAAUAGCAGGCCCCGCGGGCGACGCGCCGCAAACCGGUAUGUCGAUGCCCAACUGGUGCGACAUGUUGCCGCCGCCGCCUGAGCAUCCACCUCCCCUUGGCACAUCUAUAGCCACUAGCCGGAUGCAUCAGCAGCAGCAGCAGCAGUUGCAACAUCCGCACCAACAGCAACAGCCGCAUGUGCCGUUCAGUCCGCAUCUUAGCAAAAGAAGCAUACAGAACGAUCUGGAUCACUGCAGCGGCUCAGGCGCCGGCUCGUGCAAUCCUCAGAGUCCGCCUACGCCGCCCAUCAGAGUGACCAAUAGCUUCAGCCCGUCACCGACACCUUGGAGCGGCGGCGGCGGCGGCGGCGGCGGACAGAGUCAGCACUCGGAGUCCGGUAACCUUCAAGUUCCACAGGGCAGGUACACGACGCUGCCGCCGCAGACGAAUCCACCACCGUUGCCCUCGUUCCCGCAGGGUUUCAAUCAUUACGAUUACAAGAAUCAGGAGAACGAGUAUGAGAGCGGCUCCGUCAUUUACGGCCACCAUCAGAAUGGUCUCCCGGACGAUUACGGCGUACGCGCUGAUCCCGCGUUCGCUCGUUCCAACAAUCAACAGUUGCAUCUGACGCCGUCCGCCGUAAGCGAGGAGCUGUAUCGGCACAGGGACGAAAUGUUCCACAACGACAAUCUUUAUCAGCCCGAAAAUGACGAGUGGGACAGGAAAUCAUGCGACUCCAACACGCACUCGGACGCGUGUUGCUCGUGCUCGGAGUCGAGCUGCCUGUACGCCGACACCAUGCAGUACAACGCACAGCAUUAUAGUACCGCAUGUGGUCACAGUAGCAGCAGGACGGGUUCCCGAAGCAGGAGUAAUAGGAGUCCGCGAAGGAGAAACAGGACAUCCUCGCCCACGUAUAGUAGCGACAGUAAUUACUCCUGCAUUCCCCAGAGGCAGUGCGGAAGUACGAAUUCGCAGGAGAGACUGAGGCAUAAUCGCAGUAAAGACAAGCUACCUGGUUUUUCAAGGACAGGCAACUACAGCCAACACAAUUCUUCGGCCUCUAAUACGAUGAGUAGUACGGGCAGUCAACGAUACAAUAAGCUAAAUAGUAUCUUUGCAAGCGGCAAUAAUCCGAACGCUCCGACGGAGUCUAGUCGACUGGGUGAUCAUCGUGAGAGCUAAAUACUACCUGGACAUAGUAAAUACAGGACGUGCCUGAACAAACGGCCUUCGAUCACAACGAACGAUCCCAGUCUCGACUACAGGAGGUCGUUUCGCAAUCAGCAAUGUCGCGGACGCUCGUCAAGUACGGUUUGAUUGAGUGCGCCGUGUAUAUAAUAAAAGAUAUGCCGUAGCAUCUCUUGCGCAAGGUUGCUAUAUAUUUCUAUAUAUACUUGGUAUGAGACGCUAUCGCGUCUCUUGAGUGACGGCCCGUACGCUGGAAGGGUACAUCGAUUUGAUUUGUUGAUUAUACCACAGGCUCAUUAAGAGAGUGAGCUCAAUGGCGAUGAGUCAGAGCGAAUCUCGUACUUUCUUCUCUACGUAAUCCAUUACGUAAUAUCGAAAAGAUUUAACAAGUUUCGCGUAAUAAGUAUUCCAUGACUGACAACGUUUACGUUUAGUUGAUUACGUGGCGGUAGCUUAAGCUCGUAGAGUAUUCUUGUGUUUGUAUGAAGCGCAAUAACGGUCUUCUAUCGCGGUAAGAGCAUAAUUUCGACACUGGAGAUUUGAGAACUGUGGACUUCGUAAUCGACGCUCGCGACGCUUCAACGCUACGUCGAUAGACCCCGUUAUGUACGCGAUAUAGUCGAUUGUUUUAUUCUUUGUACUCGGAUAAGGGCUUUCAAAACGGAUAACAUCGCGAAAGAAGAGGCGACGCGUAGUAUUAUCUUUCUUUGAACACUCUGCCAAAUAGACUGAUUAACGUAUCAUCGGAUCGUGCUUAUAUUUUCUUUGUUCUUUACUUUAUCACGCUGAAAGCUAGAAACGAUUCCAACUUUUGAGAGAUAUUAAGGGAAAGAUGAAAGAGGAAGAAAAAAAAUCUUCUCUUAUAUAUUGUGGUUUGCUAUCGCGACGUGUUUCUUGAGUAAAAUUUUAAUGCCUGAGCGGUCACGCCGGGUUAAUAUUCCAAUUAAACGCCUUUUGAACGUCGCUAUACUCUGGACUGCCCUACAUACUGCCAUUCCCGCUGAUAUACUGUUAGUUCGAUUAAGUUGUAUCCUAAAUAGUGACUCGAAAAGUCACAUUUUUAACUCGCGAGCGUCAGCGAGCUACAAAAGUUCUCGCGCGACCGCUCCGGGAUAAAUGUCCACGCGUAUAAAUGUCCCGUGCGACAUGUCACGUUUUUUUGACGUGGCGAUAGCACAAACGGAGAGAAGAAUAUAUGAUAUAACAGGUUGAUCCGCCUGAGCGCGAAAUAAGGAUUUGGGUCGCAUAAAAAUCGCGCACGAAUCGAGCAGGCGCAGCGAACUGUUUAUUUAAUUGACAAAUUUUACCUAUGAGAAAUUUGACAGCUCAGAAACAAAUAAUUUAGUUUAUCUCCAUUUUUUAAAAAGUAGAACACGGAAGUAAGCUCUAUGAAGUAGAUUUUUUUUUAAUAGUAUAUUUUUUAUGACGAGUAACUAAAUAUUUGAUUGAAAGUGUUGUGAAUAUUAUUCUCUAGAGAGGUAAGACUCUAAUAUCAUAAGAGUAAGCAAUAAUAAGAGUAUACGUAUAUGUCAAGACGAGUUUGUUUAUGAGAAUAAGACUUCAAGAUUUUUACAUUAAUUCAGUAUAGAAUAGUUUCGCGAUCUCUUUUUCAUUUUAGUGUCAAAAUGACUUCAUUUCGAGCCAUUGCCUCGAAAACAGUCGAGCGGGCAAUCGUACACAAUUGUUCUGUACACGAGAUUAACUUAUCGAUCGACCAUGCGCCUGCUUGUUCCGCACGCGGAAUAAUCCUUUCGCUACGGUGGUUUUUGUCGACAGGCUUCACUUCCCGCGAACGAAGCCAAUUGUUUUCGAUCGUGAUGCCCAAAUAUAUUACGGUUUGUAGAACGCAGCAAUUACUCAUAUUCACGUCUCGUGUUUGACGCUAAACGAGCUCGUUCGAUUUUGAGUCCACGAUAACAUCUCUUAUCUGUAUAUUAAAUAGCUCGAGAUCAAACGCGAAAUGUGAAUGGGCGUUUUGGAUGUGGUCGUCCUUAAUGCGUAGAAUUAGAGACGGGCGAUUUACAGUCGUGUCUCUCGGCGCACAACGAAAGCUUAGCAAAUAGGCAGGCGCAUAAUCGUCGUAGCGAAAGGAUUAAUGUGUCGCGCCCGACGAAACGAUUCGUGCUCGGCAUCGCGACCGGCCUCACAAAGCGUGGCAUUUAUUUUCAACAGCCUAUACCUGUAUCCAGGCCACGACAAAUGGAGCAUAUUAUUUUGGAUAUAACGUUCCUAAAUCCUAAGGCAACCGAGGGCUAAUCUCCAUGAAGAAGGGCCACGUAUAAUUCUUCCAAAACGAACGCACGUAGUAGAUACGUUUUUAACGAAACGAAAUAACAAUAAAAACGCGUAAUAUAUAUAUAAAAAUAUACAUAUUAUAUAUACAUAUAUUAUCAUAUCACGCAUCCUUGUAUAAAUUGUACAAAGUUACUUUAACGAGAUUAGUCAUUAGUUAUUAAUUUAUACGCCGUACCGAUUGAACUCGCAUCGCGUAAGCGAUAGAUACGUAAGAUAUCUCAUGUACUCUUUAUUACACAUGACCUGAUAUGUAAAAGUGAGAACGUGCUCGUCAAAAAUGUGCGCUUCGAAGAUAUUGCCGAUACAAAGUGCGUUAUCCCCGAACGCGUACCUGAUUCCGAUUUAUCGGAUAUUUCCAUCUCUCGUUACCGCGAUUUAAUUUGUUUAUGAAACGAAUUAUAAUUAUAAAUCAUAAAUUGUUUUAAUAUUAGAACAUUAUUAUAUUAAUAAUGCUAUCAGAAAUAGUACGUAAAAUCACGUGAAAAGAAAAAAAUACAGGAAAGCAAAAUUUUUGGAAAUUGAUAGUAACGGUGACACGAUUUGCACGAAAAUCUUAAAAAUAUUUGUACUUGAAAAAAAAAGAAGGUAUUUAAGUCUACUUAUUCUUUUUCCCAUUUAUCUUCCGACUCUCUUCGCGAUGGGACUUUAGAUGGAAGACACAACGAAGUACAUUUGCAUUCGUAACGACCGACUUAUUGAAAUCGUCUUUUGCACGGCGGUCGAAGAAGAAUUGCAUACUAUUAGAACCGUGAAAUUCUAUUGUCGCCCUCGUCUUUCUCUCCUUUGAAGCGCACAUUUUUAAUAGGAUGGAGUACACGUCGCGUCCGUACGCGGCAUUUAUGAACGGGACGUCGCGUUUACGGAUGAUUCGGACCAGCGUUUUUCGUACGGUUUUCAGUGUAGACGGAUCUAAUGUAGAACUGAAACCCCUAUGCGGACGUGUAUAUCAACGAAUGAAAUAUUUAAUAUAAGAAUAUUGUUAGAAGAUUUUAUUUUUAAUGUGCUUAUUUGCAUUUAUGCAUAUUGAAAGUGUAAUUUGUGUACACAUGUUGAAUCUACACAAGCGGCCAAUAAUGCUUUUUCGCUUGAAAUUUGCUAUUUUUUUUGCAUCAGAUUAUGAUUUAUAUGUAUAUUUAAUUAAUUUUUUUUAUCAUUUAAACGAUAUAAAAAUUGAUAAAUACGUUGAAUUUCAAACAGAAAAGACAGUUUGUAUCAUUGAUCAUACAUUAGAAAGAUUUUGCACAAUAUUCGUCUUGCUGAAAUUACACUAAACUAAUUCUUAAUAAAGUUAUUAAUAAUCAAAGGAUCAUGACAUUUCUACGAUACAUAAGAAAUGUGUUUGUUCAACAGAAAAUUCAGAAUUAUUCUUUCCUAUGUGAAAUUAUUCAUAUAGGAGAAGAAUUUAUAAGCAUCAUUAACCGCUUGUGUACUUCACAUUUGCUUCAUAUUUACUGACAGCGUAGCUCUCAGCUCUUUUUUUUUAUACAUAAAGAAAAAGUUAAAUUGACUAAAUUUUUCAACUUGAUUAAAUUUCUUCAAUUCAAGUAUUUAUGUAUUGAACUCAAAUACAUAAAAUACUUGAACUUUAAAUAUUUAUAUAUUUAAUUUAAGAAUAUAUAUAUACAAUAUUUGAAUUAAAGAAAUUUAAUCAAGUUGAAAAUUCAGUCGAAUUAACAACUUUUUUUCUCAGUAUACGAUUGUAAAAUUGCAAAUUCGACAAAGAAUAUCUAAAUCCGUCUAUGCUCGCGCGUGCGACAGCCGAUUGCCUUUAAUCGCCGGGGCUGAGCGCUGUUUAAAUUUCCGUUUAAUCCGUAAUGCGCGAAGCUCCUUCAAUGUAUAUACACAACCGAGACAUUUUGUACGCAUUUUUAAAGGGGUCCCCGUCGAGACGCGGGUUCUUUUCAACCGCGAUAGCGCGCUACGCGGGGGCGAGGCACUCCGGCGGCCCGUAGCGAUGACCCUUUUCCUUUCCUCCCCGUAACGACGCCGUCGCGGGAAGCGUGGGCGUGGCUUUCCUUUGUGCACGCGGGUACGCGACUCACUUAUUAAUUACGACUUUCGAUUAAGUGACAAGUAAACGGAUUAGCGUUUAUUUUAACGGCGCGCGCGCGCGCGCGUACGUGUCGCCCGUGGAACUCGAGAGCGCACGGCUCGUUCAAUGGCGCGUGGUGAAUCGCUCAAAUUUGUUAUACAUACACAAUACAAUUAGCUCCACUCGGUCCCGUGCCGUCUGAAUAGGGGAAGUUAUCCCAUGCGACAGGUACUAUCCAUUCAGAUACUCGACGCAACAAACUGCCACUGCUGUAUAUGUAAAUUCUGUAAAAGUAGAAGAAAGGAAAUAGGUCAUGCAGGAAUUGCGAUUUCGGUGGAAGUAGUCGGAGGUGUGCGGGAGGAAAGAGAAAAGGAGUAAUUAAUUAGCAGAGAUAUUGAAUUAAAUUUGUUAACUCGGAGAGUUGAACUUAAGGUCUACCUAUAGUGAUACAUGACUAUAUAUAUAAAUAUAUAUAUAUAUAUAUAUAUAUAUAGUUUCAUAAGAGUAUCUGCGUAUAAAUUUAUUCGCGCGUCGACGCGCGGUCGCGCGCGAGUAAAUUUAUAUCCAGUAAGUAAAAAAAAAGUCCAUCCAAGCAGGCGAAGAAAUAAGUAAAACGCAGGGAGAAGAUAUCAUCUCGAAUAUACUGUUAGGCUUAGAACAGAAAGAGCGGAAAAAGAAAAGGGCGAAUUGUUGAGGGGAGUAGAUUGCGAGACUACUGCUAAAAGGAAGCAUCUCAUUACACGUAAUUAGAUAGGAUGCGUAUUUUAAGUAUCUCCGUCGUCACGUACGAGUGUGUGUGUUGUGCGUGCGUCCGAUGCGGGUCCGCGCGACGACCCCUCGAGGAAGACGGGAGGCGAGAGCAGUCGUUUCCAAAGGCUUGCUCUCUCCGCCUUUUUCUCCACCUUCGCUUGUCCAACGUCCUACCGCAGGAACGACGGGAGUUACCUUCAGCGUUCCGACGAGGUUCGGGAUGUUAACUCUGCCAAUACCAUCGUUGUGAUCAAUCGUAUGAACUAGCAGAGUUGGCUGAUAGCCACACAGUGUGACCCCUUCUUGACUUUUCCACCAUCGUUAGAACCCUGAGGGUGAUCGGUACGUGUUCCGUUAGACGAGCGAAGGUGCAUCUUUCUCAGCGAGAUAACGGCGUCUAUUUAGAUGCGAGUGCAUCGCGAACGUUUCUGCACAGAGGCGUUUGGAUCAUCAACGAUGAUCGGUACCGUUUAUAUCUGUGCGUUUGACACGACGAGCGGCGGUGGAUCCGCAAAUUAUACGCGCGGCCUCGGAUCGGCGAGAUGCAGUCGCAUAUUAUCGAGGGAAAGGGUUAUUACAUGCACAUACAGAUAUAUACAUACAUCUCGUCGAAGGCUACAGAAUCGUGACCUUUUCGGAAGGCGUCUGGUAUCUCCAUUCCUAAAUGAUCGUGAUUCAGCCAACGGACAUGCUGCCAAACCAUCGUAUCAAUGCGCGAAGGAAUGAAAGAGAAGAGAUAACGUAUUAUUUUUAUAAUUUGUCAUCUUUGUAUUGUUGUUACGAUGGUUGAGAGGACUUGUAUAAAACACGCUAACGUUUAACUUGCAAAACUGCGCGGAUCGCGUAAACGACAUUUAACACGAUUAACACAUUACACACAUGAAUACAUCAUACACCCCUGAAACAAACAUUCGUCGAGCAAGUCAGACGAAUUCGUUGAAGGCGCGUAAUAAAUGUUUCUCGCUAACCCAGUAGGCAUAAAAUCAUUAUUAUACUAUUACAAUAAUGUUCCAUAACAUGUAACGUGUUUUCGAAUCUGCCCCGAUAGACAACAUUAUUAUGCGAAUAAUACACAAUAAUGGCACCACGAAUUAAUGAAAUAAAUUAAUUAAUUAUAUUUCUAAAUGUUUUAUACAUAAUGCAGCUAAAAUAUUUAUUUUUCAAUUAUUAAACAGUUUCUUUCUAAAUUUAAUUUUUGCAAAUAUAUCAUUAAGAUGAAUCGACAUAUCAUUAUAAUUUUAUCGAAAUACUCUUUCGAAAUUAUAUGCGCAGUUAUCAAUAUUUUAUAAAAGAUACAAUAUACUUUUACAUCUAUUUUUGUAAAUAUACCUACAUAAUUGCAAAUUUAUAAUUUUUAUGCAAGAUUUCAUCAUAUAAUUUAAUUAAUGUUCUAUCGAGGUGUACGAACAUCAAUAUAAACAAAACUUUGACCGAGACUUGGACUUUUUAAAAUAUUUCAACAAUGUCUCAAAAAAAAUCAUGUACUAUCAACUAAUCUUUCUAAAAUGUUUAUACAACAUUUAAAAAUAUAUGUGAAACUGACGUUUCUAAAUGUUAAUGUUACUUGCCUACUGGGUAUCGACUAACCGACGAGCCUAUUUGUUAAUAAAACUGCGGUCAUUAAUAAAUAAUGCAGCACGAUCGCAUAAAUCUUUAAAACACGAAAUCUCGAUCUGUAAACUCAUAUCUGGUAGUGAUAUCGAGACAGAGUUUGCCGUUUUCGCGAGAGACGCUCUCCGGACUUUUAAACUUGGUGCUGCCAAGACUACCGAAUGCAACGACAAAGGCCGAUAUCUGCACCAAUUGAACUGAUCGAUGCAUUUUUUAUGAGAUUUAUUUUGCAGGGUAUCUAUGAAGAAAAUAUUUCGAUUAUAUAUCGACGAAUUUGGGAUCAACUUUUUUUAAUGACGAUUUUUAAGUCCUGAUUAUAUAUUAGGAAUCGAAUGUUAAUAAUAGAAUCUUUUUCAGUGAAACUUACUCGAGAUAUUCAAUAUUGAGAAUGAUAUAGCAACUUCACUCCAAUAUUCCUCCCGAGGAGGAAAGUCAAUUCCGCGUUCGUCGAAGUAUUCUUAAUAUAAUUUUUAAGUCUGAGGCAGCCUGGGUCUAAAGUAGAAAAAUUAAAUACAUCAGAGUAGUACCGAUCGAUUAACGUUGGUGCAAGCAACUGGUCCUGGAUUGCGCUUCAAAGAUUAAGUAGACCGUUAGAGAGCUAGAGCUACGUAAAAGUAAUUCAUAUCAUUAAGAACACGAAAUAGUGAUUUCGAAUUGAAGAGGCAAUAUAAGAGAGGAAGAGAGGAAAAAAGAAAUAGCCGUUUUCUGUUCAUCUCUCUUUCUCUGGAUUGCGUUUUACACGGGCCCCACACGUGUGAUUACGAUACUCGCCGUGGGCACACGUGCACUAGGGCUCGUGGAGACGCGUAUUUAGCUCAAGCUUUCCUUUUUAUAUUCUGUAAAUACAGCGAAUAAAUGGAAAUGAUAAGCAUUUUUAUAUAGUUAAUUUUAUAAUUUAUUUACUACGGGAGAGAGACACGCGCCGCUUUCGUCUCUCUUUGUCGACCGUCGAUCGUCGCACGUGCGAAAUCGCGACGAGAUUUAAAAGUAAAAAAAUAGGAGCGUGCAUACUCCACAAAGACACACGUUACACACGUAUACAUACACAUAGAGACAUACACGCGCACGACUGUAGAUAAUUUGUAACAGUUGCUAUUGUCAAGUACCACGUACACGUAUAAAGCGACGUAUGCUGAUUAUAUAUCAUUGCAUAUAUUAUACUGAUAAUGAUUAAUAAAAGGUAAUGUUGAAAAUUGAA
Molecule: messenger RNA, 13701 nt
Organism: Solenopsis invicta (red fire ant)
Lineage: Eukaryota; Metazoa; Arthropoda; Insecta; Hymenoptera; Formicidae
Product: roundabout homolog 2
Exons: 11
Coding region: 1520-5809 (1429 amino acids)
Biological process (GO): Roundabout signaling pathway; axon midline choice point recognition; cell-cell adhesion
Cellular component (GO): plasma membrane; axon
Molecular function (GO): axon guidance receptor activity; protein binding
Source: RefSeq, a predicted model, not a curated record